Struthio camelus australis is the source of this 3092-nucleotide messenger RNA. NCBI's taxonomy places the organism in Eukaryota, Metazoa, Chordata, Aves, Struthioniformes, Struthionidae. The record is from RefSeq and is a predicted model, not a curated record.
AUGGGGAUACUUGGCACAGCUUGCCAGAAGGGGGUGUCUUCUAAGCAGGCCAGUGAAGAGCAUUCCCCAGAGACCUCCCAGGCCAGACUCAUCUUUGGAAGAGCCCAUGCUGCAGAACAGCAGUUUCAUGGGAACAGCCACAGUAGUCGACGUGCUUGGAACUGUGGUCCGGAGAGGAUUGUCUUGGAAAUCAUCAAAGCUGUGGUCAAGACCUUCAAGUAUUUCUUUGGCCUGAGGUUUGAGGUGAAAGGACUGGAGAACUUUGAGGUGGAGGGCCCUGCUAUCAUUGUCUCCAACCACCAGAGCAUCCUGGAUAUGAUGGGGCUGAUGGAGGUCCUGCCCGAUGACUGUGUCCAGGUGGGCAAGAAGGAGCUGAUGUAUGCUGGCACUGUGGGGCUCAUCAUCUACCUAGGCGGCGUCAUCUUCAUCAACAGGAAGAGUACCAGCAGCGCCAAGAUGGUGAUGGCUGAGGUGGCCAAGACCAUGGCAACUGACAACGUGAAGGUGUGGGUAUACCCAGAGGGCACGAGGAACUGUACCGGGGACUUGCUGCCAUUCAAGAAAGGAGCAUUUCACCUUGCUGUUCAGGCACAGGUCCCAGUGAUCCCUGUGGUAUAUUCCUCCUUCACCACCUUCUACAAUCCGAAGAAGAAUCUGUUCACAUCAGGCAAAAUCAAGGUUGAGGUUCUGCCACCAAUAGAGACCAAAGGUCUGACAUCAGAUGACGUCUCCGACCUCACUGACAGAUGCUUUCACAUCAUGAGGGAGACCCUUUUCAGGCUGUCAGGCCGCCCAGGCGAAGUGAAGGACUCUUCCUAGAUGCUUCUCCAGUGGUGUCACUGUGUGGUGGUGGUCGAAGGGACCUGUCUGUUGCCAAAUACUGAAAGGAUUCUCUUUCUCUGCAGUGACUUUUAACUCUGGGGACACCACUGCCUGGCACACAGGGGAUGUCAAGCCAGCACUGAGGUUCCCCAUUGAGUAGACUUCUCUUGUGGGUUCAUUAUCUUGCAAUGAAACGUCUCCUUUUUUGAGUUUCUCAGGCAUGAAACUUGCGCUACCAAAGGGCCCAAUGACCAGAGAGGUGAGUUCCCCCAGUUCAGACAGCUGGGAUGGGCUAGUGAUAAAAACCUAGCUGACAGCGGGGCUUUGCCUCAUGUGAGUAUGUCCCCAGGCCCGUGUUCCUUCAGGUGCAGUUAGGUGGUGGCCUGGCCCUCUAAUAGUCCCAGAUGGAAAACUGCAGGGCAGCAGUUUUGUUCUGCAGAGCCCUGACCCUGCUUGCACAGGGCUGAGAAUUGGCUGAAAAUCUGACUCUGGGUCUCUGACAGCACUGCUCUCAACUGGCCUGCCAGUGCAGUGGUGGCACUCGGGUGCUGGGCCUGGGCUGUGGUUCUGCCAGCUUAACACUUCUGUAUACUGGGAGUGUCGUGUCCUCCCCUGGGUGGGUCCAGAGCAUGGCAGAGCUCAAGGGCCAGCUCUGAGGAAGGGCCCAGUGACUCUCCCUCCUUGAGAGGCUCUCUUGGGUUACAAUAGUGUCUUGUGCUGGAGUUACGCACUGUCCAGGCACUCUUGAGCAAAGUCUUUCCCUCUGGAAGAAAGAACCUAGGGGGCUGAUAACUCAAUUUCCUUAGGUUCAGCUGGGUUGGGAAGGGGAAUGUGUGGGGCCAGUUAGCCUUAUAGUAUCUCUUAGGGCUUGGUUUUUUUUUAUUUUUUUUUCUUGUCUGAACACGUGCCCUUGCUAGCUGAAGGGUGCAGUAACAGAGGGAAGCAGCAGCCUGACCAAGCCAGCACAUGUGGUUUUAGAAGAGUUUUAGCUAAAUGCUGUCCAACCUUGCCGGAAAUAAUCUUCUCAAUGAAACGUCACACUUGCAUUUCUGACAUUCAGAGCCACAAGCUUGACAAGACCAACCCAGAGCUGGUCUGUGUUGGGGUCCUGGGUGAACCUGUCCUCAUCAUGUGACUUGUCUACUGCAUGGCUCUGGGCAUUGUGUGGUAGCACGUGUCUGGCUCAGUGCUUCCUUGGUGUUUACCAGUGAAUUGUGCUGCAUACUUGCUGCUGGGAUGUUUGUUUGACCUCAUCAGAGCAGGCAGCUUGGUGCCUGUGGUACCUGUUGCUUGUGCUGCAAAGGGCUUUGUCACGCUCAUCUUACCACUUGUUAUGGUCAGUACUGGCCGAAAGAUGGUGCCUCUCCCAUGUUUCUUUGUACUGAUGUCAGUGGAGCUCCUGGUCUGCAAACUAUAAAAUUACUAAGGAGCCACAGGGACUAGGGGCUGCAUGGUUUCCUGCUUGUGGGAGAUGGGCUCCUUCCCCAGUGCUGCCAGAGUUCAGAUAAAAGGGGUUCCCCUUGACUGAAUUACCUGUGCUUUGGGGUGGCAGGCUAGCGGGGACCUGGAUCCCUCACUGGAAGCUGCAAAAGUGCUGAUGCUGUCUACGAAGGAGCAGGGGUGGAUCAAGCCCAUGCUUCCAGGGCAUAAUCUCUACGUUUAACUGGGGUACCUUCCCCCAGCCCAGGGAGGCUUUAGCCCUCUGGUAGGGAGUGCGGUCUUGAGAUAAGCCUCUUCAGGCUACUUGGGUAACCAAGGCCUUUUGCAGCCUGUCUCUGGCCCUCUUAAUGGGAGUGGGGUCAUGGCAUUUCAGGGGGCUGCAUCCAUGACUGGAAAAGGCAUCUGAUGCCUCCAGCAGCUCCUGCAGAACCAGAAAGCCUCGAGGGAGGGAGCCCUUGGGCCAAGCAGGGCUACAGUUCAGCACUAUGAAGUCUCAGGGUUCAAAUGCAGCAGGGGAUGGGGAUGGGGGAGACUGAAACCAAACCAGCACUUUGUGUAAGAGUAGCAGACAAAUGGCUGUGUCAUGGAGGCAAAACCCAUGAAGGUCCAAGGAGUGCUCCUUGCCUCCUGGCUGGAAGGGGAGCAACUGGACUCGGGGAAGUGGGCAUCAUGGCCAAAGAUAACCAUGUCCCCCGGGCAACUCCUGGAGCAUCUGCUCCUCAGAAGGAGGGAGCAGUUCCCCUGUGUGCAGUUGUCUGCUGUUCACUUUUAAUUGGCUUGAUGAUAAUGUAUUUUCUUUUAAAAAGUACACCUUUGGUUAUUUAAAUAAA